This is a messenger RNA of Melospiza georgiana, 639 nucleotides long. Its product is annotated as olfactory receptor 14J1-like. Gene Ontology annotation, biological process: G protein-coupled receptor signaling pathway. NCBI's taxonomy places the organism in Eukaryota, Metazoa, Chordata, Aves, Passeriformes, Passerellidae. The record is from RefSeq and is a predicted model, not a curated record. Gene Ontology annotation, molecular function: olfactory receptor activity. The coding region runs from base 1 to 639 and encodes 212 amino acids. The transcript is spliced from 3 exons. Gene Ontology annotation, cellular component: membrane.
AUGAAGCUGCUCAUGCAUCACCUGUUCCGUACUCUGGAAAAAGCUCUGUCCACUUUCCUGGCUCAGAAAUAUUACCUCCUGACCUUUAUGUGCUACGACCGCUACGUAUCCAUCUGCAAACCUCUGCACUACGAGACCCUCCUGGGCAGCAGAGCUUGUGCCCACAUGGCAGCAGCUGCCUGGGCCAGUGCCUUUCUCACUGCUGUCAUGCACACGGCCACUAUAUUUUCCCUGCCCCUGUGCCAUGGCAAUGCCCUGGGCCAAUUCUUCUGUGAGGUACCCCAGAUCCUCAAGCUCACCUGUUCACACUCAAACCUCAGGGAAUUUGGGCUCCUUGGGUUUUCAAUCUGUUUGGAAUUGGGUUGUUUUGUGUUCAUUGUUUUCUCUUAUGUGCAGAUAUUCAGGGCUGUGCUGAGGAUCCCCUCUGAGCAGGGACGGCACAAAGCCUUUUCCACCUGCCUCCCUCACCUGGCCGUGGUCUCUCUGUUCGUCAGCAUGACAGUGUUUGCCUACCUGAAGCCCCCCUCCAUGUCCUCCCCAUCCCUGGAUCUGGCCCUCUCAGUUCUGUACUCGGUGGUGCCUCCAGUCCUGAACCCCCUCAUCUACAGCCUGAGGAACCAGGAGCUCAAGUUGUACUAA